CAACAAAUGCAACACAAACAAGAACAACAGUUCAGUGAACAAAAUGUCAAAUAUCGUUGUCCAUGAAAUGGUUUUUUACCAGAUUCAUCGUAUCUGUUAAUGUUUUCAUUGUAUUUUGAUUUGUUUUUAUUUUGGGCUUUGUAUAGUUAAUGUAUGAUUACAUUGCAGAAGAUUUGUAUAGCAUAUCUUAGUGGAAAUUUUAGAUUGAUAUUUAGUUGCAAUAAACCUCCGGCCUUCCGAGUCGCUAGGAGUUGCAAGAGGUAACAGCAUCAUUUUCAUGUCAAGUCUGCCCCCUUAAAUCCAUAACAGUUUUAUAGUUCUGGUCAAGUUGGUUUGCAACUCAACAUAGACACCAGACAGGAAUCAAUUUGACAUUGGUCUUGGAGUAGCCUCUAGACAGUGGACUCCAUCAUUAGUAUUAGAAGUCAUGAGUUCUGAGGAGAAACUGGAAGACUGGAAGGAGCACACAGCCACAUGUCUCCAGUCUGGAAUUUACAAGAACUUUCUUGCCGGCUUGUACACAGAUGUUGAGAUACAGGUUGAGAAGAGGACGUUUCGAUGCCACAAAGUGAUCUUGUCUGCAUUCUCUGACUACUUUCACGCCAUGUUUUCUAGCGGUAUGAAAGAAAGCCAGAACAAUAUUGUCUGCAUCAAGGAUAUCAGUUCUUCAAUCUUUGAGCACGUUUUGUCCUUCGCCUAUUCAGGAGAAGAUUGUGUGACCAUUGACAAUGCCGAGGAUCUGCUGCGGGCAUCAGUUCUACUGCAGAUCAGCUGUCUUCAGUCACGAUGUGAGAGCUUUCUCCUGGAGCAAACCACAGCGGAGAACUGUAUAGGAAUAUGGAGGCUGGCACAGAGUCUGAGCUGUGAGCAGCUUAAGGAAACCAGCUGGGAAUUCAUACUGAAAGAGUUCGAAGUCAUCUCUCAGCUCGACGAAUUCCUGGCCUUGGAAAAAGACGAACUCGUGUCCAUUGUCAGUAACGAUAAUCUGUUGGUCACUAAUGAAGAGAAUGUGUGCACUGCCGUGUUUCGUUGGCUGGAGAAGGGUGAUGACAGAAUCGUCUUUCUUCCUGAUGUUUUCAAACCAUUGCGACUACAACAGGUCAGUCUACAGUUCCUCCUAGAAAAGGUAGACUUUAACCCAGCAGUUCGCAACGAUGCCACGUGCACACGCCUUGUGAAGCAAGCUUUGGACUACCAUCUCUAUCCAGAGAGACGAGAGAUGUACAACAUACCAUUGAGGGCUGGUAACAAAGUAGAGGUGAUUGUAUUAAUAGGCAAGACACCCCAGGGUAGAGAACAAAAGCUGGUAGAGAUGUACUGUUACAGUCCAGUGGAUCGUCGUUGGUUUACCAUGCCUCCAUUACCUAGCAACAUCGGCAGGUACUUUGCCUGCUGUGUCUAUGGUGACUAUAUUUACGUAUCUGGCGGAACUGAGCGACCUAUCGCCUGCUUGAAGCUGCACAUUGGUAGACGAGACUGGAUUCACUGCAGAUCGAUGAACUUUGGUCGACUUAGGCACGCGAUGGUUGCCGAGCGCAACUCCAUAUACGUCGUUGGUGGGUUUGACCCUAUCACAGAUGUGACCUACUACAGUAUCGAGAAGUAUGACAUCGCUCAGGAGACCUGGAAAGAAGUGGGUGAACUAGCCUGCGCUGUGGACGCCCUCUCAGCUGCAGCUUACAAGGGAAAGAUUUACGUGUUUGGGGGAUGGCUGAAAGACUGUGAUCACGCUGCCUCUGUGCAGUGUUUUGAUACAGCAACAGGCGAGUGCACAAUCAUUGACUGCCUUCCCGAUCCAGCCAAGUUCUCGCGCUGCGUUCAAAGCCUCGAUGGCAGUGUGUAUAUCAUGUAUCCAACCGGGGAAGUGGUCCGGUACAAAACUGAAACCACUGAGGCGGAGAAAUUUGCGAAAAUCUCUGGGUUCAAGCGCUACAAUUUUGGUCUGACACUUUUUCAUGACAAGUUGUUUGCCUUUGGUGGGGAGAGUGAUGAUCCGACAGUUGAAGAAGGGACAGAACUCUGCAGGAAUUUAUUCGAGUUGGACUUGACGACUCGAACCUCUAAAAUGUACUCUGAUCUGAUGCCGAAUCCGUUCGAGUCGUAUGGUUCAGUGAGAGUGGUCAUGAAUAGAGAGUUUCUGAUUGCGUAUAAGAAAGAUGGUGGACCAAAACAAUGAGGACCUGUUGUAAUAUUGCUUAAAAAGCAUUUGUUUUAGAAAAUCUACUUGAUCUUUUUGGUAACUUUUCCUAUAAAGUAUUGUGUUUGCUGUACAAGUAACAGAUACUGGAUCCAAGUAAUCAAUCAUAAAUCAUAAUCAUUCUUUUAUGAAAUCAUUGCUUAAUUCAAUAAUUUUAAUAUAAAAUUAGUAUUUCAGGGAAUAAUUUCAAACAAUAUCAGGUGUCAUCAAGUAUUUAAUUACUAGCUUUACUUUUUGUUUACCUGCAGUUUAGUUAAUUUAUGUGGGAUGCAUCUAUAUUUUUGAAAAGUCACUGAGUAAAACACUAUUUAGCAAUAAGUGCUGUUAGGAUUAAAGUAGUGAAUAUUAUUUUCAAAUUAAAUUAUUUGUAUUUGUUUAACUCUUUGUAGCCUUUCAUAUAUUUUUUAGAAAAAAAACCUGUAAUAACGCUUUAAAAAAAAGUUAUAUGUUGGUAAAAUGAAAAAUGAUAGGAUUAAAAAAAAAGUUGGCAGAAUACAGCAAGCAGAUUUGUUGACAUGUUAUUAUGUAUGAAGCGUGGUAUUCUGUUUAUAAUAUUUUUGUUUCAUAUAAAUAGAUUCAUAAUAAUAAAUUUUAUUAUAGAUGUUAUACCUUACAAGAAUUUGUACAUGAGUUUAUAGGACUAGCUGUUGUUAAAAUUUUUGUUUUAUAUUUAUAUUGCACCAUAUACAUGUAUUUAACACUAUGUUAUUUAUAUUUCUUAGUACUGUCAUAUGCAUAGUGUUUUUUCCAGGCCGUUUUAGCGUGGCGCUGCGCCAUGCCCUUUCUAGUAGCGCCACGCUGUCCCUUUCAAAACCAUUUAGCGCCACGCUGCCCUUUCCAAAGGCCGCCGCCCUGCCCUUUCAUGAGCACCCGUUAUUUUCCGUCCUCUAUUGUUACGGUAUGCUUGUGCAAGAUUUAAUUGAUUUAAGCCACCACGUGCACUUAUUGAUAACAUCUGUAUUGCCCCUUGACCGACUUUCUAAGCCGACUGUAUCUGAGUAUGGCCCUAAGGCAGCAAAGAUUCGCGUGGUUGUGAAUUAGUCAUGCGUGAAUAACCCCGUGUUAAUAUCAAUCAAUAAUGUCAGUGUCUGUUAUAAGUUAUAACAAUCACACUCAUCGGUCCGUAAUGUGUACUCCUCCACGAUGGACACUUAUUUCGGAGACUUAUGAUGAAAACCUCAAUGCUAUCCUCGUGGAAAUUAUGUACUUGAUGCAUUUUUCAUUUUUAGAAACUUUUAUUUUUAAGCGUAAGUAAAUUAAAAAAAACACACACAAGUUGUAUCUUUAUCGUCCUUAAGAUAAUUAAUUAUUGAAACAAUCAUUGUAAUGAAUACCUAUUUAACAAAAUGCAAAUCGUGUAUUAUGCUGACAUAUUAUACGAUUUUGCGUUGCUAUGCGCACAUGUUGCUUACAUGUAUAUCAUUUUAACAAGAUGGCAGGCUAUACAGAAAAUAAAUUGUGACUCGGCAAAAAUGGCAAAAAAACGAUCGAAUUAACAAUGGAGAUCAUACAUUAAGAAGGUAUUAUUGAAAUGCCUGUGAUUAUCAACGAUGCGUUAUGUUUAGAUAACAACAACAUAUUCAUUAGUAAUUUACUCUGUGGAUGUCACAGAAACGAGUGUUUGCAAAUUGUUACUGGCAAAGUUAAAUCAUCUGACAAGAUUAUCGUCAAAAAAUGGGAUAAGAUGUUAAGAUAAGACAAACAUGGUUUCACUUAUACGUUAGUGGAUCUGUGUAUUAUCAGAUUCAUAUGCAUAUAUUGCUUUAUAAUGUUUGUUGUGCUGUACAAUUUACUGAAAAAGCAUGUAGCUUAAAUGGACAUUGCAAGGUUAAUAUAUCAAUAUUAAAUAAAGUAAGUUAAAUAUAUAAAUUACCAUUACAUGUGCUUGUUUAUAAUUUGGAGUUUUUCCUACAACUGACCCUGAUUAAAUAUUUCUUCCAAAACCAGGUAUUAAUGGAACAAUUUUGCCCCUUUUUGCCUGAACUGUGCGUUAAAAUUCCCUUUUUGAAAGUAAUGCGCCAUGCCCCUUUGCCCUCCUGGAAAAAACACUAAUGCAUAUUUGUUUGAGUUGUGCGAGUCAUUUUCCUAUAUCUGUAUAAACAAAUAAGAAAUAUAGUAAUAUAAGCAUUCAUUGCUAAAUUAUUUAAAAAUAGUCUGUCCUUUCGGCAUUCCCUUUUUGGAGGUUUUUUAUGCAACGCUUUAUGAUUUUGCAUGCUUUAUUUAUGUACAGAAAGUUACUACAGGGCUCUUUUGUGACCAACGGGUGCAAAGAUGAUCUUGUAUGAACCUGUUAUAAGUUGCAAUCAAAUAAAAAUCUGCAAACUA
Messenger RNA from Dreissena polymorpha, 4522 nucleotides. RefSeq names its product kelch-like protein 24. Gene Ontology annotation, molecular function: protein binding. NCBI's taxonomy places the organism in Eukaryota, Metazoa, Mollusca, Bivalvia, Myida, Dreissenidae. The transcript has 5 exons. The record is from RefSeq and is a predicted model, not a curated record. Bases 428 to 2176 code for a protein of 582 amino acids.